Molecule: messenger RNA, 320 nt
Organism: Paramecium primaurelia
Lineage: Eukaryota; Ciliophora; Oligohymenophorea; Peniculida; Parameciidae
Source: the annotation of a GenBank genome assembly
AUGCAAUUUAAGUAGAUCUGAAUUUGAUAAUGUAGGUAUAAGCUGGGUUAAUUUAAAUGGAGCAUUAUUAAUUAAUUGCCAAUGGUGAACAUCAAAACACAUGAAUUGAAUUAAUUGGAUGGUCUUAGUGGAACUGUUCAAUCUUAAUGCUUCUAGCUCGAUUGUACUACAUUUGCAUCAGGUGAUAAGUCUAUUCGGUAAAGGGAUUUUUAGACAGGAUAAACAAAAGCAAAAUUCGAAGGUUAUAAUGGAAGAGUUCUCCCAGCUUGUUUUUCUCCUGAUGGGAAUAUACUAGCAUCAGGUAGUGAUGAUAAGUCUAU